UGUUAAGAAAACCUUAAGGUGAUAUUGUAUUUAAUGAUGUAUUCCGAUAGGGGGAAUUGUUUAAUUUUGUAGAGUUCAAUUUUAGAUCUCUGGUCCACAGUCCAGUAGGUGGCGGUAAUGCAUCACUAAAGCUGGUUGUCAAACGCGAUUUACAAACCACUGAAGAAGAAGUGUAAACAGAAGUGACCAAGAACAAUUUCCACUUUAGAGUUUUUGUUGUUAUUUAGACGUUUAUUAACAGCGUGGAAAUCUACAUUUGACUCAUUUAACUGCAUAGCAUCACAUACUUACCCCAGGUAGUUUUUAAUUCGCGUUGGGGACAGGACUUGGUUGAUAGAUCUGUUAUUUAGGUGACUAACGUUAGCUAGCUGCUAACGUUAGCUAACAAUGGCUAACUGUAUGGUUUUUCACACUCAAAUCGCCUCCAUUAUGGAGGUGUUAGCGAAUGCAGCCGUGGCAGAGGUCUGCAAACUCGUAGACGACGACUAUGCAGUGUUUCGUUUAGAAAUAACUCAAAGCCAGAAAGAAAACAGGACAUUGAGGAGGAAACUACAGCUUCUGGAAAUGAAGGUGUCACGGGAGCGCGCAGAGAGGACAACGCGAGAGCGCGUCCUCGCCAGUCGUCCCAGUAGUGUCAAGAUCCUCGACCGAUACAGAGGAAUGGCAAGAGGUGAAGGACAUCUCAUUGGAGGCCACAGGAGCUUUGUGAAGCCAGCGGGACACAAUGCAUGGAGAGAUGACCAGCCAAUCACUGUUGAUGAGGGGAGUGGAACCUCAACCCAGCAUGUUAUCGUGAUCGAGUCUGCAGAUGCAGAGGCUGUAGGUCCUGGGGUCAAGCUGGAGAGGUCUGAAGGAGAGGAGGACCCACGGCACAGCGGAGACAUCCAGACUGGAGCGGCUGGAGUGCCCCCUGUAGCCACAGAGGACCUCACCACCGCUGCGCAGCCCAGAACCCGAUACAGCGUCACGGAGGAUGAGGAGGAUCCAGAAGUGCUGCUGGUGAAGGUCGAGGGGUAUGAGGAGGGUCUGGUGAACCCUGAGAGGACCAUGGUCAUGGAGGACAACCAGACUACACCUCCUCCUGAACCCACAGCGGAACUAGCUGAGCAGCACAGGACCACACACAGUCUAACUGAGUCAGUAGACAUGGAGAAUGGGAAGCCUGAUCUGCUGUUGGUCAAAGAGGAGACGAUAGAGGACGGACCAGAGAGCAUUAACCUGCUGAGUGGACUAAAGAUGGGGGAGCAAGGUGGUUGGCUGGAGGCUAACAGAGGAGACUGGCCGACCAUCUUGGAUUCCCAGACCCAGACUGGUGCAGCCAAGGGCCCAGGGGACGACAUCACUGAGCAGGCCAGGACCAGAGGCGACAUAGUGGAGUCUGCAGUCCAUGAGGACCUGCUGAUAUCCGGUGUUGGUGGCGAGAGAGAUUGGACCUCUGAAGCGGCUGGUCACAAACCCUGGCCCCAGAUCAGAACUCUGGAUCAGGAGCCGUCGCUCUUCCUUCCCGAGUCAGAACCAGGACCGAACCGUGAGGGGCAGACACUCCACCCCCACCACCACUACACAGGGCACAACCAGUGGACAGGGGGACUGAACAACCUCAGUCCUGGUGGUCAUCAGAGAGACAGAGGCUCCAGUCAGGGAUCCAGUCUGCAGCACAGACCCUUCUCUUCACAGUCUCAGUGCAGAGAUGAAGCAGGGCCUGAGGCUGAUAGAGAUAGACCCUCCUGUUCCUAUGAUACAAACACCAUGAUUAACAGAGCAGGUCACCCUGGGCUUCAGCCUUCACACAGAGUGGUGGGAGACCCCCCUGGUGUGAGUCUAACAGGAAGUCUGUCUUCUCCUUCAGGAUCUUGUUUAAUGCCUGGUGACUGGGUUCAUAGAAAGCCUGGGUCUAGCCUUCCUCAGUUACCUCAGGGUUACCCCACCAAUACAGACAGGGUCAGGAUGGGCGUUCACCAUGAGAGGUACCUAGACUAUAACACAGCACACAAUCCCAACAACACCCAAACAAUGACUAGAGGUCAAGGAGGGAGCUCAAAGACUAACCACCUGAGGGUGACUCCUGCUUCUACCUCCUCUGGUGUCAUUGGGUCACAACGUGGGAGGCCGAGCGUUAGGACAGACGCUGACAAGCCGUAUGCCUGCCCCACGUGUGGGAGGCGCUUUGCUAAGGUGAAAUAUGUCAAGCAGCACCAGACCGUUCACACCAAUGAGAGGCCCUUCAAGUGCAAACUAUGUUACAAGAGCUUCUCCCGCCUGAGUAACCUUAUCAGACAUAGGAGUGUUCACAACGAGGAGAAAUCGUAGCAGUGUGGCUUGAGACAUACACAGAGAAUAUCUGGGAAAUAUUCUUUAGCUGAAAUAUUAAAAAGUAGGGCCAGGCUGUAUAUCAUAUUUUACUAUAUACCAGUAUUGAUGCAUGGACUGGUUUGGGUUUUUACUUUGUAUAAUGGUGUUUCAAUGUUUGGUUUGAUAAACGUGUUAAGCCAC
This is a messenger RNA of Oncorhynchus nerka (sockeye salmon), 2493 nucleotides long. RefSeq lists its product as uncharacterized. The record is from RefSeq and is a predicted model, not a curated record. Bases 388 to 2310 code for a protein of 640 amino acids. NCBI's taxonomy places the organism in Eukaryota, Metazoa, Chordata, Actinopteri, Salmoniformes, Salmonidae. The transcript has 7 exons.